Rosa chinensis is the source of this 1487-nucleotide messenger RNA. Its product is annotated as mitogen-activated protein kinase kinase 5. NCBI's taxonomy places the organism in Eukaryota, Viridiplantae, Streptophyta, Magnoliopsida, Rosales, Rosaceae. Bases 346 to 1230 code for a protein of 294 amino acids. Gene Ontology annotation, molecular function: ATP binding; protein serine/threonine kinase activity. Gene Ontology annotation, biological process: protein phosphorylation. Gene Ontology annotation, cellular component: cytoplasm. The transcript has a single exon. The record is from RefSeq and is a predicted model, not a curated record.
GUUUUUUUUUUUGACCAAGGAAAGAAACAGAAAGAAGUUUCUUUCUUUUUCAAAAGUCCGAGAAGACCAACACUCAGCUAAGGAGAAUGCAUCACCGAUGUACACAGCCAAGGAAAAUGCAUCACCAACACCAGCUAAGGAAAAUGCAUCGCCAACAGAUAUGCAUUUUCCGGGAAGUUAGAACAUCGUCCCGAAUUUCCUGUUAUAAUUUCCCGGAAAAUGCAUAUCUAUCUGCAAUUAUAAAAGCAAUCAACAAUAAAACUGGAGCUUUCUGAUUAAGAUUAAUAUUAGUCAUCUCCGACUCGUAAAAGUAUACACAAGAUUAAACUCAGUAACAGUUUGUCCAUGGACCAAAGUUCCGAACCCCAGCCUCUUCCUCCGAGUCCCAGCUCGUCUCCGCCGGGACCAGAGUCACUGCCGAUCAACUUCUCCGAGUUAGAGCGUGACAAAAAACCGAUUAGAAGCGGAGCCGGAGGCACGGUGUACAAAGCCGUUCACAAACCCACCGGUCGGCUCUACGCGGUGAAAGUGAUCGACGGCAUCGACUUCCGUGACUACUCGGUCCGGCGUCAGAUCAUCCAAGAGUUCCAAGUCCUCCGCGACGUUGCUAACCCUAACAUCGUCAAGUGCUACGACAUGUUCAACCACAACGACGAUAUUUACGUCCUCCUAGAAUACAUGGAGGGAGGUUCAUUGAAAGGCAAGUACAUCAACAACGAGAAAGCUCUCUCCGACUUGGCUAGGCAGAUCCUCACCGGCUUGACUUUUCUCCACGGACGGCACGUAGCCCACAUGGAUAUCAAGCCCUCGAAUCUCUUGAUCAACUCCAGGCAUGAAGUCAAGAUCGCAGAUUUCGUUGGGAGAGUUUUGGCCAAGACUAUGGAUCCGUGUAACUCUUCUGUGGGGAACAUAGCAUAUAUGUGCCCGGAGAGAAUCAAUACCGAUCUAAAUCACGGAAAUUUUGACGCCUGCACCGGCGAUAUAUGGAGCGUCGGAGUCAGCAUCUUGGAGUUUUACAUUGGGCGGUAUCCCUUCUCUGCACACAAGGGAGAUUGGAGCUUGAUGUGGGGCAUAUGUAUGUCUCAGCCUCCUGAAGCUCCUAUAUAUGCGUCAAGAGAGUUGAGGCAUUUCAUUGCUUGCUGUUUGCAGAGAGAGCCGAAAAAGAGACCGUCGGCGGCGCAGUUGUUGCAGCACCCAUUUAUCUCCGGCAACAGCAGCGGACAGAAGUAGGUUAAUCAGAAUCUGCAUGCUCCAUGUACAACAUUCGCGCCCACUUCCUUAUUAGCUAGCACUUUCAAUCUCUGCCAAUUACUGUAAUGAUGAUGCUGGUUAUCAAUAUUCAGCGAACCUUUGAGAUUCAAUGCACGAGAUUACACAGAAAAGGAAAGUUGACGAGAUUCUCUCUUUUUAGUUUUCUUUUUUCCUUUCUUUCCCUCUCUGUUUGGAACUGGCUGGGUUUAUAACAUUUUCAAAAAGCUCUUCUUAUC